AUGAAGAUUCUCUACCGGUUCUGGGUGGACUACCUUGCCGGGGAGGGCAUCGAUACCGCCAUGGUCGCAGAUUUCUGUAGAGCGGCCAUGUCUGGUCUGGAGCAGCACCCGUCUUGCCCAGCUGGCGUUGCCUAUCUCUCCUCGGUCUUCGACCGCCUUCACGCGCAGGAUAGACGAAGAGAGCGUGCAGCAUGUGGGCCAGCUCUCCUGACAACUGCGGGUGUUAGCUCGCCAGGAGCCAAGCCGGCAUGA
Molecule: messenger RNA, 252 nt
Organism: Verticillium alfalfae VaMs.102
Lineage: Eukaryota; Fungi; Ascomycota; Sordariomycetes; Glomerellales; Plectosphaerellaceae
Exons: 1
Coding region: 1-252 (83 amino acids)
Source: RefSeq, a predicted model, not a curated record